AUGACGGACGAAGUAAGCAGCAGUCUGCCGCAGUCAACCACGAAUAGCCAGUCCAAUGCCCAGCAUUUGCGACAGAAACGAGCACGAUCACAACUAUCUUGUAUCCCUUGCCGCCUUGGUAAGCUCAAGUGUGAUCGAGUCCACGAGCCCGCGUGUGACCAAUGUAUCAAACGCAAUCGCGAGACAAGCUGUAAAUGGGCGCCUCCGCCGACCAAACAGAAGAAUACACAGAAUGUAAAGAGUCGAGUAAGGCAAUUGGAGAGCAUGGUAAUCGAUUUGAUGAACCAGCAGAAUGGGAAUCACUCCUUGGCGGGGAAUGAGAGGAAGGACUCCACAGGAAACCGAUCCACCGGUGAGCCUACGCCUCCAUCUUCAGACGAGAACGAUUCGCUGCCAUCGAAGGAGGAUGUCGACUGUGCGGUGAAGCCGUUUGGGAAGAUGAAGAUUAGCAAGAAUGAGAUUUCUUACGUUGGUGAGACGCAUUGGAGGGCUAUCUUGAGUGGCAUAGAUAGCCUUCGAAGAGAAUUGGAAGACGAAGAAGAUGUGAGACAUGUUGAGGAGGAUGAUGAUUCUGCCAAUACACCUCCCUGGAGGCACGACGCCAAUGAUGCCAAUUCUGGCUGGCAAGACCCAGUCGUACCGACAAACGGGCUUGGAUUUGUGUUGAGAAAUUCUGGCCGGAUGACGAGAGAACAACUCAUCGCCUCUGUGCCUGAGAAGCGUAUAGCGGAUCGCCUGCUGAGUCUGUGGUUCAACUCACCGGAUCCCUUCAAGCCGAUUCUCCACGGCCCCAGCUUUCAAGAACAGUAUCGCUCGUUUCUACGAGACCCAUCACAGACACCCACCAUGUGGCUUGGCUUGCUGUUCGCCAUUUUGAGUCUGGCGGCUUCUUUCGGACUGCGAGAUUGUGAUCCGAAUAGUCCAAGUGGACGAAACGUUGCUGCUGAAGUCGGUAGAUACCACGCUCUGGCUGCGUCUGCUGCCGUUCUGGCGGACUUUACGAAACCCAAGCAGCAUACUAUUGAAUGCCUUUUGCUCUAUGGAGCUGGUCUGAGGAGCAGCAGUAAUGCUUUUGUGAAUGUAUGGCUGAUGAUUGGACUUUGCGUGAGAUUAGCUCUACGUAUGGGGUAUCACCGGGACUCCKCCAACUACCCAGCCAUCUCGCCGUUCCAUGGCGAGAUGAGGCGCCGGGUAUGGGCUGCAAUUACUAUGCUGGAUGUGCUGAUAUCUUUCCAGCUGGCUCUUCCUUCCAUGGUCAAGACUGUUGUGUCAGACACGCAGCCACCUCGCAAUCUUCUAGACCGUGACUUCAAUGUUGACACCAAAGUGUUACCUCCCAGCCGCGGUGUAGAUGAGCUGACGCCAUCAUCAUAUACGAGAAGCAAGUUAAGGAUAGUGACCAUCUUUGCAGAAGCUGCGGAGUUGAGUCACGCCACCAUACCGCCCUCGCACGACGAAAUGAUGGAACUCGACCGCAGACUUGAAGAAGCGAAGAUGCAGCUGCCUCCUCUCUUGCAAAUGCCCGAUAUCAGUGAGCUUGUCACGGAUCCUGCCGAGCAGUUGAUGUGCCGUUUCAAUAUAGACCUCCUCUAUCUCAAGACCAAGAUUGUCCUACACAGACGAUACAUGGAGACGCCAUUCUUGCACCUCAUGCCUCAGGAGCAGAAACUGGGCAUCGGCAUGAGCAGGAGGCUCGCUGUGGACUCCGCACUAAGCGUGCUCCAACACCACCACACGAUCUUCACCGCCAGUCAACCCGGUGGACAGCUCGAGCAAGUCUCUUGGUACAUGGGAAGCAUCUCCACGCAUGACUUUCUCCUUGCUGCCAUGGUCAUCUGUCUCGAACUUUCUCAACAAAUCACCUCAUCGUCCGUAUUGAACCCGAAUGGGCCUCAAUGUCCUCGUCGUUUGGCUCAAAUAGAGGCUCUGGAACGAAGUCAACAGAUUUGGGAGUCUACUGGUCGGAAACGGCGUGCGGCCCGUUUACAGGGCCGAGAUCCGAAUCUCGCUAGAGAGUAUAUGUUGGACGACACGGAGAAGGCUGCUGUUGCGAUGCGUGUCAUGCUUAACAAGGUCAAACAGCGAUUUCCCACGCAAGAGUCUGUCGAGUCUGAGAAGGUGCAGGGUAGUAGUGUUUUUACUACACCCUCUUUAGGUGCCACGAGCACGGCACCUUCCGGAGGGACCUCAUUUAAUAAUCAGCUUUGGGACAGCAAUAUGUCCGGCAACUUGGAAAUGACCAAUAUGCAGUAUUACACCCCCAACGACGAAAACCUCUCCAAUCCCAACACAAACAAUCCCUACGAUAUGCCCCCUCAACUCGACUAUCUCGGAGACAUGCUCGAUAAUUCGGGAGUGAUUGAUUGGAAUAUGUUCGAUACAGGAGUGAAUAAAAGUCCCACUACUCAAGAGGAGGGCCACCAAUUUUUGGAUUAUUCGCCGGACGAUAUACUGCGAAUUCCUGUCGCUGGGAAUGCUUUGAUGGGUGAUGGGACUGGGCCUGGUACUGGGGGGAAUUUGCCUGAGGGAUGGCUUUCGUUUCGGGAUAUGGAUGAUGUGGGAUUUGAUGUUGUGUCGGAGUUUUGUUUUUGA
Molecule: messenger RNA, 2592 nt
Organism: Ramularia collo-cygni
Lineage: Eukaryota; Fungi; Ascomycota; Dothideomycetes; Mycosphaerellales; Mycosphaerellaceae
Exons: 3
Coding region: 1-2592 (863 amino acids)
Biological process (GO): DNA-templated transcription; regulation of DNA-templated transcription
Cellular component (GO): nucleus
Molecular function (GO): DNA-binding transcription factor activity, RNA polymerase II-specific; DNA binding; zinc ion binding
Source: RefSeq, a predicted model, not a curated record